Molecule: messenger RNA, 1426 nt
Organism: Daldinia vernicosa
Lineage: Eukaryota; Fungi; Ascomycota; Sordariomycetes; Xylariales; Hypoxylaceae
Exons: 2
Coding region: 369-1193 (274 amino acids)
Source: RefSeq, a predicted model, not a curated record
GCACCAAUAAAUGAUCACCAUGUAUUAGUUGGAGUAAGAUUUUGGCAACUUUGAUAACAGAGAGAGACUAUAUCAACUCCCCAAUGAACAUCUUUAACCACAGGUCGCAACUGAUAGUUUUGUAUUACCACACCUUUAUAUCUCCAGCCACCUGUCAACUCUAUUCCAUCAACUGCUUUGCAUAUUGAUCCCUAGCAACAAUAAGUUUACCUUGCCAUUUGAGUCGUGUCCCUUAGAGGGGAUAGCCUCCUAUCGGUAUAAGUACAGCUUCAUCCCAUGCGGCAUAUCCCCAUAUUCUCAACGAAGACAUCAGUAUAAUAGAACGAUACACAGAAGAAUAGGAACCUUCUCGGCUUACCAGUUUAAUUAUGGAUAACACAUACACCUCUGGCACUGAUUACGGAUACGGUGACCAGUCUUACUGGCCAACCAGUGCAGCUAUGGCUAGAAACGUGUCACAUGGAAGCGGAUAUAGUAACUACUCGGCAGCCAGUAGCGGGCAAUACGAUAUUGCAGGGUCGCCAGGCUCUGAAAAUAUUAGCAGCUAUGAUUUUUUGAAUGUGCAAGAUGGAGGAGCAUAUGUAUCGGAUGUGCAAGAAUACGAUGCGAACAACCAAGUGGAGCAGCAAGACUUUCAGUACCAGUUCUACGACUUCGUUGCCAGCGACAAUUCAGGGCAAGGCCCGUACUGGAGACUGAGGCCCGAAUAUACACCGACAGAAACUUAUCCAGAAACCCUCCCCGUUAGUGGUUCUGAUGUGUCACCUCCCGUUAGUGGCGCCUCGGCCGCUGGCGAUGCCUCGGGCCGCCACGUCUGUCUUGAGCCUUUCUGCAACGCAUCGCCAUUCAAACGGAAAGCAGAUCUUCAGCGGCACUACCUCCACAGACAUCGCGAUGCAAACCAGAAAAAGCCGUUCCCCUGCGACUGGAAGAAGUGCCAGAGAUCUAAAGAGCCAUUCUAUCGACUCGAUCACUGCCGAGAGCAUUACCGUGACUACCACAUGGAAGACUUAUUGCGACGCAACUCCAACAAGGAGAACAGCGAAUGGUGGAAGAGUCGUAAUUUUGAUAGCAAGUGGUGGCGCUGUGCCAGAUGCCUCAGCCGCAUCCCCAUCGAUAGCAAGGGUUUCGAGUGCGCCAAAUGCAAGACGACUUGCGAACCCGAGAGACGCAAGCUGAGGGGCUACAAGUAAGCAGCCACAUUAUGUAGCUGCGCGACAAUACGACUCCCAGGUUCAGCAUCUGAGGUGCAUGAGACUUAGCUUAUUCCAACCACCGACGCUAGGUACAUUAAUCCAGCACGUUUUAGCGACAAGUCUACGCCCUGACUAUUCCUUUCGUACCUCGCAUCUAAGCAAAAUUUAGAGAUGAGGGAGACCGAAAUUCCCGCACGCCCUCUUCCUUAACCUCUAUCAUUCCCUUUUCU